UAUUACGCGAGUUUCAUUAUAUAGUUUUAUGGAAAAUAAAUGCGUUUAAAUUGGGAACUAUUUCAAUUAGCAUUUGCUUCCACACGAAGCAAAAUAUGCGCCGGUACGUCGAGUUUCAUUCGGAAAGCCUCCAACUACUGUCAUUAGUCGUUGAUCCACGUAUCGAAGCUGCAUUUUAAAGCGCCCUGACCUGAUUCAAAGCGACAGGCUGGAUGAUGCCGUACUGGGGCGAAAUCCCUGUCCCGGCGGCGCCGCCCAGCCGCAGUUCCUUCGACCUGCUGCAGCGGGAGUUUCGCUCGGUGGAGAUGCAGGACCCGCCCCUGCAUCAGCCUUCUGCUCAGCGCCCGCGGCCGACCACAAUGCUGGACAUCCCAUCCGAGCCCUGCAGUCUAACCAUACACACCGUACAGUUAUGCCAGCACGCCCGCCGCCUUCGCGCUCUUCUGGCCGCCGCCCAGGGCCAGCCAGUGGCAGAGGGCGCUGCGAAACUCGAAGAAGGGGAAGCACUACCCCCACGGCCUUUAACGCCGGCCGUCCCUGAUGACCUGCUGCCCCUGGACAGCAAGGCGCCCCGGCAGCCCUUCCAAUUACGACACAGUGACCCAGAAAGUGACUUUUAUAAGGGCAAGGGGGAGCCAGUGACGGAGCUGAGCUGGCCAUCCUGCCGGCAGCUCCUGUACCAGUCUGUGGCCACAGUGCUGGCCCACGCCGGCUUCGAGUUGGCCCAGGAGAGCGUGCUGGAGACGCUGACGGACCUGGUGCACGAGCACUACUUGCGGCUCAGCCGGCUGCUCCGCGUGGCCGUGGACCGCGAGGCGUGCCUGGGGACCACGCCGUUCCCUGACGUGGUGGAGCAGGUCUUCCAUGAGGUGGGCAUCGGCAGUGUGCUGGCCCUGCAGAAGUUCUGGCAGGUCCGCAUCAAGGAUUACCAUAGCAACAUGCUCCAGGUGUGCCGGGAGCUGUCGGAGGAGUAUGAUCGCCUGGUGAAUCCGGACAGGGCCACCGAGGACGCCAAGCCCCUGAAGGUGAAGGAUGAACCUCUUAGCGAUAAUAUAGCGUUCCCUGUGAGCGAGGAGCCUGAGGCCGACCUGGCCUCUGGGGACCAAGCCCUGCCCACCCCCAGCGAGCGUGUGACAGGGGGCCUGGAAGGGGACAAUUCACCGCACUCAGGAGUGACAGGUACAGCAGUGGCAGCCGCGGUGGGAGCAGUAGGAACGACAGCUGUAGCAGCGGCAGGGAACAGCUCCCCCUUGUGGCACCUGCCGCAGGUGAAAAUGGAGCCCCAUGAUGCCGAGGAAGGCCAGGUGUCCGGCCACGGGGUCCUGGGAGGCGACGUGUUCGAGGAGGAGCCUAUGUCCACCAUGAGUGAGACGGGAAUCCCACCUUCCCCAGGAGGCGUGGUCUCUGACGGCAGCUACCCCUCCCAUUCGCCUGACUCACUCAUGGGCUCCUCCCCCGUCUUCAACCAGCGGCCGCGCAAGCGAGCAAAGAAGAUGUGAGGGCACAGUGCCAACAGCCCGUCCGCGGGGUGCAGGCCUGUCAUCUGAGGCAGGGGGUGGACCCCUAUCUUUGGACUGCUACUCGUUUUCUGCCACAGUUCCCCACGAUCCAUGUGCAGUGUUGCAGACAUACUUCCCUGUGGCUUUUUGGACUUUUUAUGCGUGCUUUUAAAAUGUGUAUAUUUCCUAAAUAAACCUCCUUCUCUCUCUGUCUCUUCUUCGCCAGACAGAUUAUGUUUGAUACGACAAUAAAGCAGAUCUAGCUUU
This is a messenger RNA of Brienomyrus brachyistius, 1766 nucleotides long. It is a transcript of the gene supt7l, whose product is annotated as SPT7 like, STAGA complex subunit gamma. Gene Ontology annotation, molecular function: transcription coactivator activity; protein heterodimerization activity. The transcript has 5 exons. The coding region runs from base 213 to 1499 and encodes 428 amino acids. The record is from RefSeq and is a predicted model, not a curated record. NCBI's taxonomy places the organism in Eukaryota, Metazoa, Chordata, Actinopteri, Osteoglossiformes, Mormyridae. Gene Ontology annotation, cellular component: SAGA complex.